AUGAUGUUUCUUUCGAGUAUACCUAAAACAAUAACACCAGGUGAGACCUUCACGUUCUCCCUUCACGUGCGCCACCAUCCUACCUCUCAAUUGUUGACAACAGUCCUAAUUGAAGUUAUCGGCAUAGAACAUACUAUGGCGGACAACUGGAGUACAUCAACUCCGUCUUCGCGCAUGUUCUCGUGCCUGAACACAGUGUGUUCAGUCGACAAGACGAUAUCCACAGAGGAAGAAGAAAUACCACUCUCAAUCCAAAUUCCUACUAUGAUUUACGACUCGUCGAAACUUGUUUACUGUACUUUGCCACCUACUGUUGGAUCAAGCCUGCAGAUUGGCAAUCCUACGAAGGGUGUUUGUGUCCAGUACUUUCUUCAAGUUCGUGCCCCAAUAGGCACAGGGCUAGCUCAACAAGAAAUAACCAUUCUUCCGAAUGAGACAGGUUUCAACAUCGAUAGAUUUGUGGACAUUUCUGGUAAUUCUUUGAAUCGUCAAUACUCAACAACGACGCGCUUACACGACGGACUGUUUGGCAAUAUAAACAAAGGCACCGUGUCUCUAUCAGGUGAAAUAAUUUCAGGAGCGCAAGGUGAGGCCAGCUUCAAUCUUAAUUUCUUAUAUGCUCCACCUUUGCCUUUUUCUGUCUCGUUCAAAAUUUAUCAGACUCACUACUCAUCUCACCAGGGAAUGGGUCAAAUUCUUGAUGCAACUAAAGUCACACAGAUGAGAAGAAUAAAAGCUCAAACAGAAGAUGUUUUGGGGUUUAUUUGGGAGGCUAAAACAGGUGUUCUCAGUUUUCCCUAUACGCUUGAUAACGAUUGUGUUCCGAAUUUUGUGGGUGUGACGACAGCAGUGUCCUAUUUGUUUGAGGUCUGUUUGAAGUUCAGUUGUGGUUCCGUUAAAUUAUCUGUCCCUCUCGUUCUAGGUGAGGUUUCUUCUGCUCCUCCCGCUUAUCAUUAG
This is a messenger RNA of Wickerhamiella sorbophila, 957 nucleotides long. RefSeq lists its product as hypothetical. Lineage: Eukaryota; Fungi; Ascomycota; Dipodascomycetes; Dipodascales; Trichomonascaceae. The record is from RefSeq and is a predicted model, not a curated record. The transcript has a single exon. Bases 1 to 957 code for a protein of 318 amino acids.